This is a messenger RNA of Mus caroli (Ryukyu mouse), 3670 nucleotides long. RefSeq names its product solute carrier family 7 member 2 (gene Slc7a2). Gene Ontology annotation, biological process: L-arginine import across plasma membrane; L-ornithine transmembrane transport. The record is from RefSeq and is a predicted model, not a curated record. Gene Ontology annotation, cellular component: plasma membrane. NCBI's taxonomy places the organism in Eukaryota, Metazoa, Chordata, Mammalia, Rodentia, Muridae. Gene Ontology annotation, molecular function: L-lysine transmembrane transporter activity; L-arginine transmembrane transporter activity; L-ornithine transmembrane transporter activity.
UUUCUAAAUAAAAGUAGGAAGUUCAUAUAAAUGGAGUAUUGUUGGUGUUCCAAGAUCAAAAUUUCUAAACAUCUAUCUUUGGUGUAUGUUACAGAAGUAAAUAAAUAAUAGUCCCUUUCCCCCAACCACCCACCAACCAUGGAGGUGCCUGGUCUGUAGUGGGCACUUAACAUAUGUGUCUCAUGGGAUCUUUCCAGAAGCCUGAUAAGAACAGUGUUGCCUUCAUCUGGCCAGUCAGAAAAGCAGAUAUCAGCAUUGAAAAUCUAUCUCAUCCACAAUCCCGAGCUGUGUCCACAGUGGGUGCUGCUUUUAGGAGCUGUUUUGGUCACUUGUUAGACCAAAUGAGCACACACACUAAUAGAAUUGCCAGCUCUUAAAAUGUUUAGUUUCCCAUGACUGGCCCCUAGAUGACGAGCUUUGUUAUUGUUACCUCUGUAAAAGAUCAGAACAAAAUAAAACAAAACAGUCUGUCCCCCCACUGUCCCCUUUCGCCAUUCAGAAGUGAGGAAAUUACCAAAAAGUAUUGAUUGGGACAACAGUCAAGGGUGACACAGAGUCAGCUCUGUCCCUGUGUGUAGAUAAGGAUAGAUGUGGAAUACUGUCCCAUGCUUUCUCUAUAUUGUGUGACUUUAAAAUAGCCUUUCAACAUCAGGCUUGCCUUGACUCUGUAAGGUGAGGUGUGCCUCUGCUCACGUCUUACAUGUGCUAGGAUGUUCAUCUACAUCACUAGAAGAGGGAUAUUUUUCAUUGUAGAUAUUUUUGGUUUGGAGGAAAACAAUUGUAAAGGGCUUCUUUUUUAAAGGGGCAACUGAUUUGGUGGGUCUGUUAGCUUGAUUGACCAUAAUAAUCAAAGUGACCAUUCCCGUAUAAAGAAGUACACUUAAACACCACACUGUCCACAUACAACGAAAUCCAUACAACAAGAACAAGCAAAAAUAGUCAAGCCCAGAAUAUACUACAAAGAAGGGCCUGGAUAUCUUAGUUGUAAUUACUAGUGUUUGCUGUGUUUGCUUCUUGUCUUUCCAUGGAUUGUAUGUGCGCCCACAAAAGGAUGUCCAGACAACAGGACACUGUGGAUGACAGCGUGGGACAUGUGAAGUAAAAGAGGAGCAGGUCCUGGGAGGCACGGUGACAGUCCGGAAGGAUGUAUUUGCUCAGGUUGCUCUCUUCCACCAUGAUUCCCUGCAGAGCAGUGCUGACUUUCGCGAGAUGUCUGAUCCGGAGAAAAAUUGUCACACUGGACAGCCUUGAAGAUUCCAAACUCUGCCGCUGCUUAACCACCGUGGACCUCAUCGCUUUGGGAGUUGGAAGCACUCUGGGCGCUGGGGUCUACGUCCUGGCUGGGGAAGUCGCCAAAGCUGAUUCUGGCCCGAGUAUUGUGGUGUCUUUCCUCAUCGCUGCCCUGGCCUCGGUUAUGGCCGGCCUUUGCUAUGCUGAAUUUGGGGCCCGAGUACCCAAGACUGGAUCUGCGUAUCUAUACACUUACGUCACGGUCGGAGAGCUGUGGGCCUUCAUCACUGGCUGGAAUCUCAUCCUGUCAUAUGUCAUAGGUACGUCCAGUGUCGCAAGAGCAUGGAGUGGCACCUUCGACGAACUUCUUAAUAAACAGAUUGGCCAGUUUUUCAAAACGUACUUCAGAAUGAAUUACACUGGUCUGGCAGAGUAUCCAGACUUCUUUGCUGUGUGCCUUGUAUUACUUCUGGCAGGUCUUUUAUCUUUUGGAGUAAAAGAGUCUGCUUGGGUGAAUAAAUUUUUUACAGCUAUUAAUAUCCUGGUCCUUCUCUUUGUCAUGGUGGCUGGGUUUGUGAAAGGAAAUGUGGCUAACUGGAAGAUCAGUGAAGAGUUUCUCAAAAAUAUAUCAGCAAGCGCCAGAGAACCACCUUCUGAGAAUGGAACAAGCAUCUACGGGGCUGGCGGCUUUAUGCCCUAUGGCUUUACAGGGACAUUGGCUGGUGCUGCAACGUGCUUUUAUGCCUUUGUGGGCUUUGACUGCAUUGCAACAACUGGUGAAGAGGUCCGGAAUCCGCAAAAGGCCAUUCCCAUCGGAAUAGUGACGUCCUUACUUGUCUGCUUUAUGGCUUACUUUGGGGUUUCUGCAGCUUUAACACUUAUGAUGCCUUACUACCUCCUGGAUGAGAAAAGUCCACUCCCUGUCGCAUUUGAAUAUGUCAGAUGGGGUCCUGCCAAAUACGUUGUCGCAGCAGGCUCCCUCUGCGCCUUAUCAACAAGUCUUCUGGGUUCUAUGUUCCCCUUACCCCGAAUUCUGUUUGCCAUGGCCCGGGAUGGCUUACUGUUUAGAUUUCUUGCAAGAGUGAGUAAGAGGCAGUCACCCGUUGCUGCCACGAUGACUGCAGGGGUCAUUUCUGCUGUGAUGGCCUUUCUUUUUGACCUGAAGGCCCUUGUGGACAUGAUGUCUAUUGGCACCCUCAUGGCCUACUCUCUGGUGGCAGCCUGCGUGCUUAUUCUCAGGUACCAACCUGGCUUGUGUUAUGAGCAGCCCAAAUACACCCCUGAGAAAGAAACUCUGGAAUCAUGUACCAAUGCGACUUUGAAGAGCGAGUCCCAGGUCACCAUGCUGCAAGGACAGGGUUUCAGCCUACGAACCCUCUUCAGCCCCUCUGCUCUGCCCACACGACAGUCGGCUUCCCUUGUGAGCUUUCUGGUGGGAUUCCUGGCUUUCCUCAUCCUGGGCUUGAGUAUUCUAACCACGUAUGGUGUCCAGGCCAUUGCCGGACUGGAAGCCUGGAGCCUGGCUCUUCUCGCCCUGUUCCUUGUCCUCUGCGCUGCCGUCAUUCUGACCAUUUGGAGGCAGCCACAGAAUCAGCAAAAAGUAGCCUUCAUGGUCCCGUUCUUACCGUUUCUGCCGGCCUUCAGCAUCCUGGUCAACAUUUACUUGAUGGUCCAGUUAAGUGCGGACACUUGGGUCAGAUUCAGCAUCUGGAUGGCGCUUGGCUUUCUGAUCUACUUUGCCUAUGGCAUUAGACACAGCUUGGAGGGUAACCCCAGGGAUGAGGAAGACGAUGAAGAUGCUUAUCCAGACAACAUCAAUGCAGCAACAGAAGAAAAAUCCGCCAUGCAAGCAAAUGACCAUCACCAAAGAAACCUCAGCUUACCUUUCAUACUUCAUGAAAAGACAAGUGAAUGUUGAUGCUGGCCCUCGGUCUUACCACGCAUACCUUAACAAUGAGUACACUGUGGCCGGAUGCCACCAUCAUGCUGGGCUGUCGUGGGUCUGCUGUGGACAUGGCUUGCCUAACUUGUACUUCCUCCUCCAGACAGCUUCUCUUCAGAUGGUGGAUUCUGUGUCUGAGGAGACUGCCUGAGAGCACUCCUCAGCUAUAAGUAUCCCCAAAACAGUAUGUCCGUGUGAGUACAUGUAUGUCUGCGAUGUGAGUGUUCAAUGUUGUCCAUUAUUAGUCUGUGACAUAAUUCCAGUGUGGUAAUUGGUGGCAUAUACUGCACACACUAGUAAACAGUAUAUUGCUGAAUAGAGAUGUAUUCUGUAUAUGUCCUGGGGAAAUAGUGGUGGUUUCUUUAUUAGGUAUAUGACCAUCAAUUUGGACAUACUGAAAUGCCAUCCCCUGUCAUGAUGUUUAACAGUGGUCAUGGGUGGGGAAGGGAUAAGGAAUGGGCAUUGUCUAUAAAUUGUAAUGCAUAUAUCCUUCUCCUA